Molecule: messenger RNA, 961 nt
Organism: Pomacea canaliculata
Lineage: Eukaryota; Metazoa; Mollusca; Gastropoda; Architaenioglossa; Ampullariidae
Product: nose resistant to fluoxetine protein 6-like
Exons: 4
Coding region: 106-585 (159 amino acids)
Source: RefSeq, a predicted model, not a curated record
AAGAAUGUAUAUUACCCCCCAUGGACCCGUGUGGGGCCUUUUUUCAUUGGUUUGCUCUUGGGAUAUACAUUACACGUCACCGGCUCAAAAUACAAGAUACGAAAGAUGUUUGCAGCGCUGGGGUGGCUGGUGGCAGCUGCAGCAGGUUUGACUUGUGUUUAUGUCAUGUUCGACAACGUGAAAAACUUUUACCAGACCUUCCAAGGCGCCUGGAACAUGGACCAGUACACGGCCUACGAGACACUCAGCAGACCCGUCUGGGCAUGCGCAGUAGCCUGGGUCAUCUUCGCCUGCUGCUCGGGCUCAGGAGGUUUUGUGAACACCUUUCUGUCGUGGAGUGGUUGGACGCCGCUGUCACGACUAACCUACGGCGUCUACCUAUUUCACCUGAUCACAUUUUUCGUCCUCCUGGCAAACAGAAUCACACCAUUUCACGCGUCUACCUGGACUAUGACGGAUAUGACAGUCUCUGUGACUGUACUAACCUUCAUGGUCUCCUUUGUCUUCUCGCUGCUUGUGGAGUCUCCUACUCUUGGACUGGAGAAGUUACUCCUGGGCAGCUCCAGGGGCAAGAAAAGUCACUGAAAAUAUACAAAUAUACCAAUAGUAUCUAUUGCAAUUCGUAUACGACAAUGCAAUGUAUAAAGCAAUAUCAAAAUCAAAAGGUCAUAAUAACUGUGCUAGAAGAAUCAUCUUUAUCUACGGUGGAUAUAAAUGUACUCGCAUCUGUCGCGGAAGAAUUGUUAGUUUUGAUCGCUACUGAUUAAGUUACAGCUAAUUCCCUCCCCAUUGACAUUUUUUACGAUUAAAGCAUAUAUUUCUGAUAAUUAAUGAUAUGAUUUUUAAAUCAUGGAACUUAAACUGACAAAUAAUGGUGAAUGUGAUAUAAUGUGAUACGCAAUAUUUUAAAGUAUAAUAAUAUACAUCUUUUGCUGUUAUUCAUUAUUUGUUUUGCAGUUCU